AUGUCUCUUCCCGGUCUAGAGCUCACGCAGCCCUCCGCGGAGAGCCAGUUUGCUCCCGCGCCGCCAUCUCAAAUCAAUCUCUCCGCAGGCUCAGAGUGGAGGUUCGAGGUAGCAUUUGGGAUCACCGUCCGAGUCAAGCUCCUAACCGGCACCGCAGAGCUCUUCGGCACCGAACUCGCCCCUUCGCAAGUCUACACCUUCUCUGGCACAAAGGCCGCAAUAUACACAUGGCAUGGCUGCACGCUUGAAGUGAGCGCGGGCGAUGCAGUCGCCGGACUCGAUGGGACAAUCCCCGCCACUGGUCGAGGCGGACAUGGCGCAGGAGGAUGCCAAAGCGAGUACACAGCCGAGGAAACACCGAUGGUGGAAUAUGCGAAUGUGCACUUUGCGCUGGAGGGCCUCCGCGCGCAAGCGAAGGCAGCUGGGAGGGAUGGACCGCGUGUGUUGAUUCUUGGCCCCGAGGACGCGGGGAAGACAAGUCUGUCCAAGAUUCUGACGGCGUAUGCGGUCAAGGUUGGACGGGAGCCGAUUGUGGUUAAUCUGGACCCAACGGAGGGUAUGUUGAGUGUGCCCGGCACGGUCUCGGCGACGGCGUUCCGAGCGAUGCUGGAUGUUGAGGAGGGGUGGGGAAGUAGUCCUAUGUCUGGUCCGAGUGCGGUGCCUGUCAAGUUGCCGUUGGUUUACUUCUAUCCGAUGACCAAUCCGUUAGAGGCGGAGGGUUCGGUCUUCAGACCGAUUGUGUCGAGGUUGGCACUGUCGGUUAUGGGGAGGAUGGCGGAAGAUGAGGACGCGAGGGAGACAGGCAUUAUUGUUGAUACGCCUGGGAUUUUGAGCCAAAGUCGGGCUGGUGCUUUGGAGAUGAUAAAUCAUAUUGUGACAGAGUUUUCGAUUACGACGAUCCUUGUUAUCGGUUCAGAGCGGCUGUACAGUCUUAUGAUGAAGAACUACGACAAUAAGCCUUCGUCUAGUGCAUCCGCUGCCGCGUCUGAUGAGCGCAUCUCGGUGGUGAAGCUCUCGAGGUCUGGUGGGUGCGUUGACCGCGACGCGGCGUUUAGGAAAUCAGUGUCUGAAUCCCAAAUCCGAACAUACUUCUUCGGCAACCCGGUCCCUACUACCGCUUCCUCAGCUUUGUCCAUUGCGUCUUCAUCCACAACUAACGUCACAUUAUCACCCCACGCGCAGCAACUUGACUUCAACGCUAUAUCCCUGUAUCAUUACACAACCUCAUCAGCAGAGGACGAGCAGAACGAGGAAGACGACUAUGAUCCAGCUCAGCUUACGACAGACUCAUUCCUCCCGAGAGACAAUGAGGCAGAGCACGCAUCAAACGCGGCAGCCAAUGAUAGCGCCGCCGCGGCAGUGGGCGCACUGGUGCCGCUGAAAAAGGUCCCAGGUCCUGCGCCCUCUGCUUUGGCCAACACUCUGCUCGCCAUUACGCAUGCGUCUCCAACCAGCAGCCCAUCGGAGAUCCGGGACGCGAGUACCAUGGGCUUCCUUUAUGUCGCAGAUGUCGAUAGCGAACGAGGGAAGAUCAGGGUCCUCGCACCGGUGGGGGGCCGGGUUCCCUCUCGAGCGAUCAUUUGGGGAAAGAAAUGGCCGGCGGAAGUUGUAGGGCUGGUAGGGUAA
Molecule: messenger RNA, 1626 nt
Organism: Aspergillus mulundensis
Lineage: Eukaryota; Fungi; Ascomycota; Eurotiomycetes; Eurotiales; Aspergillaceae
Product: cleavage polyadenylation factor subunit CLP1
Exons: 3
Coding region: 1-1626 (541 amino acids)
Biological process (GO): tRNA splicing, via endonucleolytic cleavage and ligation
Cellular component (GO): mRNA cleavage factor complex; nucleus
Molecular function (GO): polynucleotide 5'-hydroxyl-kinase activity
Source: RefSeq, a predicted model, not a curated record